Messenger RNA from Mesoplodon densirostris (Blainville's beaked whale), 885 nucleotides. RefSeq names its product keratin 222 (gene KRT222). Bases 1 to 885 code for a protein of 294 amino acids. Gene Ontology annotation, molecular function: structural molecule activity. The record is from RefSeq and is a predicted model, not a curated record. NCBI's taxonomy places the organism in Eukaryota, Metazoa, Chordata, Mammalia, Artiodactyla, Ziphiidae. The transcript is spliced from 6 exons.
AUGGAGCUGUCCCAGCUACUCAAUGAGAUCAGGGCAAACUAUGAAAAGCUCCUCACCAGAAAUCAGAUAGAGACCGUGCUCUCAACAAGGAUCCAGUUAGAGGAAGAUCUAAGCAAAAAAAUGGACAAAGAUGAAGAGGCUUUAAAGGCGGCUCAAGCAGAACUCAAGGAAGCCCGACGCCAGUGGCAUCACCUGCAAGUGGAAAUUGAAUCUCUCCAUGCUGUGGAGAGGGGCCUUGAAAACUCCCUACACGCCAGUGAACAACAUUACCAGAUGCAGCUGCAAGACCUAGAGGCAGUGAUUGAAGGACUAGAAAAAGAGCUACAGGAAGUAAGGCGCGGCAUUGAAAAGCAGCUUCAAGAGCAUGAGAUGCUCCUCAACACGAAGAUGAGGCUAGAACAAGAAAUCGCAACUUAUCGCCGCCUCCUGGAAAAGGAAGAAAUCAGAUAUUAUGGUUGCAUCCAAGGUGGGAAAAAAGAAAAACCUACCACAAGUAGAGUUGGUUUUGUUUUACCUUCAGCCAUUAUAAAUGAAGUAUCUUUUUCAACAAAAGUCUCACAGAAGUAUGAGAACGAAAAAGUGGAAACAGUGACCAAACAAGCAAUAUUAAAUGGAAAUGUCGUCAAAGAAAGCACUGAAGCUCAUGGCACUAUUCAGACAGAGAAAGUGGAUGAAGUUAUUAAAGAAUGGGAAGGUUCCUUCUUUAAAGAUAACCCUCGAUUAAGGAAAAAAUCUGUUUCUCUUCGAUUUGAUCUUCAUUUAGCAGCCACUGAUGAAGGGUGUUUACAGACUAAGCAGGAUAAUCUACCAGAUAUAGAAGUCAGGCUUAUCAUGAGAAGAUCAUGCAGUAUCCCCUCUAUCAAACCUCCAUCAGCAGCUAAUUAA